AUGUCUACUCUGAUGGACUCUUCUCCAAGCAAGCUCAAUGCUUCCUCGAGUUUGCCUCGCGUGGCAGGAGUAAAACGUCCUGCUCCAUCGCUGCUCCCGGCAUUCGAACCGCUCUCAAGCUCGCCAGGUCUUCCGCGCCCAUUCAAAAGACAAGCCCGAUCCUCACCCUCGCAAAGAGAGGCUCUGUACAAUAAAUACCCUACGCCAAUACCCACAUCAACCACAGGAAUACUCUCCUCUUCGCCUCCACGUGUACAAGGCCGUCCAUUCAUCCAGCGAACUCAAUCUUCAAUUUCUGAAAGAGCGCCUCUAUCUGCAGUACCCUCGAUCAACCUACCGGAAAAUGGAGAGACUUUGCGCAUGGGAAGAUCGAGUACCUCCUCCGAUUAUACUCUAGCAAGUAACCGACUGAUAUCUCGCGUUCACGUCGAGGCUCGAUACAUUGCCGCGUCGGUCCCAUUGGAACCAAAUAGGGUGGAAAUAAAAUGUAAAGGCCAUAAUGGAAUAAAACUGCACUGUCAGGGCAGGACAUGGGAGUUGGCAAGAGAUGACACGUUCACUUCGGAAACAGAAUACGUGGAUAUCAUGCUGGACGUUCUCGACACACGCGUUCUGAUCGCGUGGCCGGAAAGGGAACGUAAAGAAUCCGUUGGAGUCCAAACAGAAUCGUCCUGGGAUGAAGAGGCUUCACCGAGAGGACCUGCUACUGCUGUGAAUGCACGAGGACAAGUUAUACAUUCCAGCCCGUUACGUCGUGGACGGCGUCUCGAGUCUCCAGAAUCACCUACACCUGCUGGCCCAUCCCAACCUGCACGUAGAUUGUCAAAUCUCUUUUCAGAUGACAUCGAGCCAGAUGUCGUUCAAGUAUAUGAAGAUGCUUCUUCUCCAGAACUUGAACCAGAGGUCACCGUUGAUCAGUCUAUGGUAUCCACACAAGCGGCCACUUCCUUCCCGGCCCCGUUCAACUCAAGUCAAGAAAGUGAACUUAGCGACCUAGAGGAUGAACAAGACCCAAAUGAAGAGAACGAUCCGGUUGUCCAUUCAUUCGGUCCAUUCGGUGCCAACAUCACUAAUCGACUGGAAUCAUUUACCGCAGCCGACUCGCCAGAACAGCCGAAACGCAAAGGGCGGCCCGCACAUCGAUCGUCCGACUCUCCCGAACCCAGAUCAAGCUCAGAAAUGACCAAUGAAGCAGAAGCAGUACCGAUUGUUAAUCACGUUGUUAACCAACUCGCAUUCUCCCGUCUCUCUUCCACACCACUCUCUGUCAUCAUGACCCAUCUCCCAGCCGACCUAAAGGGCGGUAGCCCAAGCGACCCCGAAAACAGAGGUUUGACCAAACAAGAACUGUGCAGGAUGUUGAAUGCAGCACCUUGUAUCGGUGAAAUCCGUCGAGAAGGAAAAGAUGCCGCCGGAAAGGCUCUUGAAAGCGAGUAUUAUUACAUACCAGACGCAGAUACAGAUGAAACACGCAGAGCCGCAGUCGUUAAUGGCAUGCGAAAACCAAGUUUGAGAAAUUGCAGGAAGCAGCACAAGCAAUAUUACUGGAAGAGACCCCGGACGCCUUAA
Molecule: messenger RNA, 1569 nt
Organism: Glarea lozoyensis ATCC 20868
Lineage: Eukaryota; Fungi; Ascomycota; Leotiomycetes; Helotiales; Helotiaceae
Exons: 2
Coding region: 1-1569 (522 amino acids)
Molecular function (GO): protein binding
Source: RefSeq, a predicted model, not a curated record